AUGACUACCGCAACAUCGGAAACCACGCGCCUCCAUAUCACCCCUUUUACCCCAGAUCUUGUAUCUGCUGUCAUACCAGCAUCCGUCCGGCCGUCAGCAGUAGAUCUCUCUUUUCAUUGCAUUCCAACAUUCCCCGAGAACAACUACGGUUACGUGACACUUCCGACGAUGGAGGCCGACAAGAUCAAAAAGAAGCUCAAUGGCUCAAUUCUGAAAGGCAAGAAGUUCAAGGUGGAGGUUGCGCGGUCACCGAAGAAAGUAGAGGUGGAUGACGAACCGGCGACCACUGCUGCAUCUGCCCCGAAGCCUACAUCUGAGAAAAAGUCAAAGAAGCGAAAGGCCAACGAUGAUGUCCUUGAUGGAUACGAGCUUCCCGCGGACCGCAAAGUAAAACGAGGGUGGACCGAAUCGGCGACUACCAAGAAAGAUCGACGCAAGGAUGAGAAGAAGAGGAAGGGAAAGGAUGAAAAGAAGGCAAAGCCACAAGCAAAGUCCAAGUACACCGAAAAAUCAGAAUGCUUGUUCCGGACCAACAUACCGAAAAACCGAUCAGACUCUCCCGAUGAAAAGCAAGAAAAACAAGCCAAGAAGAAGAAGAAGUCUUCGGAGGAAUCCGUCGUUCAUGAGUUUGCCAAAACUGUGACACACCCUAGCUUCUUACGGACAAAAGAGGAUGGGGCCGCAACUACCUCGACCUUUGAGGAAGGGAAAGGCUGGGUAGACUCCGCAGGGAAUCUGAAGGAACCGGCCAGUGAUCGUGUGAGAAAAAAUCCAGAUAGGCCGGGAAAGGUUGCAGGCGCUAAGGAGAAGCGAAAACCUUUUAAGGUUCCCGCAACCGUGCAGAAAGAGCAGGCUCAAAAGUCCAAGGGAGACCAGGAAGAUUCCGCGGAUGAAUCCGAAGAUUGGACAUCAUCCAGUGGCUCGAGCUCAUCUGACGACAGCACAGAUUCUGACAGCGAAGACAGUGCGUCUUCCACAUCUUUCCAGUCCGAGGUUUCUUCCAGCGAAGAGGAACAGCGGCAAUCACAGUCAUCAUCCACGGAUGAACAGGCGUCUUCUCCCAGUAAGCCUGAUUUACCGGCGGCGGUAUUGGAUGGCGGUGCCCCACGUGCGCAAACAAACCAAGAAGCAAUUUCCAAAGAAGUCCAUCCCCUGGAGGCUCUUUUCAAGCGGUCUGCUCCUGAAUCCUCUGAGAGCAAUCCCGCCCCGGAAGGAAACGCACAAUUCAGCUUUUUCGGGCAGGACGACAUCGAGUCCGAGGAAGAUGAGGUACAGCAGCCUCAUGAGCCACAGACCCCUUUCACGAAAAAAGAUCUACUCAAUCGAGAGUUGAGGAGCGCAGCUCCAACUCCAGACACUGCUCACGUCGGUCGAACCAUCAACUGGAAGAGUACAGAUCCCAACAUGAUGGAUAUAGACGAAGUAGCUGAAAGCAGCCCUAUCUCCAAGCCGGGAGCCGGUUCAAAGGAGGAAUCAGAUUUUACCAAAUGGUUCUGGGAGAACCGUGGAGACAACAACCGUGCUUGGAAGAAGAGGCGACGCGAUGCUGCCAAGGAACAGAGACAAAGGGAGAAUCGGAGGAAAGCGCCAGCAUCAUUCUGCAAAUGCACAUGCUUUACCAAUAGCACAAUUAUACCUCUGGACUCCCCAAACCCUGAAGCGACUCCGGCGACCAACACCUUCGAACUCCGCAUCCGCAACAUUCUUUUUGAAAACAAUGAUUCGCAGAACGAGAAAAGAGCCAGCAAUUAUCGCUCGCUGACAUGCAACGAUUGCAAUCGCAAGUUUUGCUUGGAUUACGAUCUACCCAUGUGUAAAGGCGCAAAGGAGGAUGACGUCUUUACCACUUGUUUUCAGAGAGAUUCUAAGAAAGACCAGGCCAUUGUGUUCAUCUUCAUCAUUGCGACCAGUGGUCUUUUGGCGUGGGCUGCUUGCAAGCCGUGGGUAGAAAAGUGGCUAGAGGUGUACAGUCUUCUGAACCAUAGGAAGUCGACGGUUAUGAGGACCGCUCACAUCAGAAUGUAG
Molecule: messenger RNA, 2025 nt
Organism: Aspergillus clavatus NRRL 1
Lineage: Eukaryota; Fungi; Ascomycota; Eurotiomycetes; Eurotiales; Aspergillaceae
Exons: 4
Coding region: 1-2025 (674 amino acids)
Source: RefSeq, a predicted model, not a curated record